Molecule: messenger RNA, 13099 nt
Organism: Coccinella septempunctata (seven-spotted ladybird)
Lineage: Eukaryota; Metazoa; Arthropoda; Insecta; Coleoptera; Coccinellidae
Gene: Vps13D
Product: vacuolar protein sorting-associated protein 13D
Exons: 49
Coding region: 280-12639 (4119 amino acids)
Biological process (GO): protein retention in Golgi apparatus; mitochondrion organization; protein targeting to vacuole
Cellular component (GO): extrinsic component of membrane
Molecular function (GO): protein binding
Source: RefSeq, a predicted model, not a curated record
AUUUGUAAUGCCUUCAAAUGAUGUGGUGAAGUUAAUACCCAAAAUUAAUAAUUAUUUAUUGAUAAACUUGGGUUCCAAAGGCCAACUAUAACAAUUCUUGUUCUAUUGAAGGCAUAUAUUAGAAAAAGGAAAACUACUUAAGAUGUCAUCGUCGUAUUAUAGAGCGUCAAAGCAAAGUUGAUUCACGUUAGAUAUGAAGUUGUGAAAGGUUAGGGUUUGUCAUCAACUAGUCAUAAUAUUAUUUAUUUUAAUUCUAUAAGAUUCUGAAGAACAGGAAAUAUGUUGGAGGGACUUGCUGCUUGGAUAUUAAACACCUAUUUAGGGAAAUAUAUUGAUUUAAAUACAGAUCAACUGAGUAUAGCUCUACUGUCAGGUAAAGUUGAACUUGAGAAUCUACCUCUGAAAAAAGAUGCAUUACGACAUUUAGGCUUACCUGUUGAAAUAAAAACAGGCUUUAUUGGUAAAAUUAAACUACAAAUACCAGUCAGGCAAAUACGUUCAGCACCUUGGGUUAUUGCUAUUGAACAAUUGUACUUAGUUGCAAGUCCUUUGCCCAUAUCUGAGUGGGAUAGUGAAAAAGAAGAAAAUGCCAGACAAGAACUAAAAUUAUCUGCCUUAGACAGAAUGGAGGCUCAUUGGAGACUUGAGAAUGAUUCAAAAGAUAUCAAUACAUAUUAUUCAAAUACUUACUCUUCUUGGAUGAAUUUUGGUGCAGGAGUUAUUUCCGAUAUUAUAGAAAAUAUACAACUGAAUAUCGAGGAUGUCCAUAUUCGAUAUGAAGAUAAUAUAAGCGUAGUUGAUAAGUUUGUUGCCUUUGGUGUAACAAUCGAUUCGUUAUCAGCUCAAAGCUGUGAUGCAAAUUGGAGCCCAAGAUUCUGUCAUUUAGAAAAAGAAGGAGAAUCCUUUAAGUUACUGGAAAUGCAAAAAUUUGGUAUUUACUGGGAAGAUUUGGCACCUGAAAGGAUGUUGGCACAAUUAUCACUUGGAGAUUUAGCAAUUGCAAUGUCCCCAUUUGCAACCAUGAAAAAUAUAAAGCAUUUUAUUCUCCCUCCUGUAUCGGCACAAGCCCACAUUAAAAAUAAUCAUAGUGAGCAACCCUUAAGGUCAACAGAUACUCCAAGAUUCGCUUGUGAUCUUGUUUUGGAUGACGUACCUAUUACACUUAUUGAUUGGCAAUAUGAUCAAGUGGUCAAAUGUCUCCAAGGUCUUGAUGACCUUGCCAAAUAUAGAAGUUACCGUAUAUAUCAACCUUCUAAACCUGUCAAGGAAGAUCCUAAAUCUUGGUGGGUUUACGCUAUAAACUGUUUAUAUCCCGGCCGACCACCUAGCAUAUGUGAACCUAAACCUUCUUGGGAGUCAUGCCUCAACCUUGCAAGACAGAAUGUUUCUUAUGUCAGAAUUUAUAAAAAAAUCUUAGCAACUCCAACCAUCACACUCAGUUCUGAAGAGAAAAAAUUGAAAGAUGAGGUUGAAGAGACACGAGAUUUUGAGGAAUUGAAGGCUCUGAGGGAGAUUGCCAUGCAGACUGUCAAACUUCCUAACCUCAAAAGUAACUCGAACAAUUCAGCUGGGCGGAGUAUGUUGGAGAAUUGGUUUCCAGGUUGGGUGGGGUGGUAUUCAUCUGCUCCUGCAGAAAGCGAAGCUUCUGAAACAUCUUCCCCAGAAGCGAAACAACUAGAAGGGGAAAUUCUGCAGGUUCUUUCAGAUUCGGUAGAAAACAACACAAUAUUCAAAAGAGAUGCAGUUUUUGGUAAAUUUAAUUUUUGUCUCAAGAAAGGAAGCAUCAAUUUAUGUACUACAAUGGAUGGGGAAACUUCGCCGAUGCUUGAAUUAGAGUUCAAAAAUUUAUCGUUGAACAUUGUAAGCAAACCUCGCACCCAAGCUCAUCUUGUAGAACUAUCUCUAGGAGCUUUGUAUCUGAAAGAUAAAAUAACCCAAAAUUCGUUAUUCUCUGUACUUGUUGGUCCACCUGGGCUCGAAAGAGGUUUUGUCAGUAGAUCUAGAGGGCCUCAAAGCCCUCGGGUCAGUGUGGUGAAUCAACUGGAUUCCUACAAUGAAUGUUUAUUCUACAUAGCCUAUGAGAAGAAACCAUCAAAUUCAAGUGCAGAUUAUAGGUUAUGCAUUCAGUCAAAAUGUUUAGAUAUUGUUUAUCAACCAAAUGCAAUAAAAUGGUUAAUCGAGUUUGUAUGUUUACCACAUAAGAAAAACAUCACUCAAUCCAGAAUAGAAGCAAUGAAAAGUAGAACCAAAAAGGAGCUCAUUAAAAAUUGGGAGCAAAUACUUGGCGGAAGAAUAGUUGAUAGAACUACUUGGGAUUUGCAAUUCGAUAUAUCAGCUCCACAAAUAAUUUUUGUUGAAAAUUUCUGUGAUCAAGGAGCUUCCAUGGCUGUGAUUGAUUUUGGAAGGCUCCAAUUAAGAAACAACACUCAAUAUUCUACAGGAGAAAAUGAACAAACAAUCAGUAAAGCUAGUGAAGAAGAAGAAACUUUCUUGACCCCUUGCUCUACUCCACCACAGAGCGAGGCUAGUGAUUUAGAUGACCAUACGUUAGAUAUAUCGAACAUGGAACCUUUGCCAGCUGAUGUUGUGAACGAAACCACACUCCACCAAAAGAUUUAUGAGCAAUAUACUGUGGAUCUAACGGAUUUACAGAUUUUAGUGGGAAAAGUGAAAGAUAACUGGCGUUAUGCGCAUAAUAAGGGCAGCUCAACGUUACACGUUUUAGAUAGAUUCAACAUAUCAAUACAAGUAGAGAGGAGGGUGAUACAUACUGUGGAUCCUUUAUAUCCCAGCUUAACCCUCAAUGCUAACCUACCGAAAUUGGUAGCACAUCUGAAUGAAUCUAAAGUUAAUUCUGCCAGAAAUUUGUUGCAUAUUAUAACAUCUACAGGAUUGCCCUCACCUUUUAAAAGUACCGAAACAGAUGACGAUUCUGUGUUUGAGCAAGGGCAAGAUGAAGAACUUUCAAUUAGUAUCGAUACAAGUCUUGAACUGUCAAAAUUACUCAUGGUGCAAUUCAUAGUUGAUCAUAUGUCUUUGGAAGUACAGAGUAGGGGUAGAAGUGUUGCAGAACUUCAAGUGUCGGGGGUUAAAGUGGCUUUGAUGAAGAGGUCCAUUGAUAUGAGUGUAACUCUCACUGUGCAUAGUUUGUUACUUGUGGAUGCUCUGCAGACAUUUGGAGCCGAUUUUGAGCUCUUGGUAGCCAGUCAUAAGCAUGUUGGGAUGGAUUCAAAAUCUGGGAGUUUGAGGGAUAGUGAGCCAACAUCCCCAGUAUCACCAGCUAGUCCAGAUCCAAACAUUUCUAGGCCUGUUCUCACAUCGCCUAUGGCUCUUACACAGGCUCUCACCUCUUUGACAGCUUCUCCUCUGAACAAUGAAACCACAUUGCGGACAACCACUAUUUUAGACGCAGAAGCACUCAUCACAAUCGAGGUUAUAAUUAUUAGUGGUCAGGAGCCUAUGCAAAUUGCCAAUGUGCAAUUCAAUAACCUGGAUAUAAUAGCAAAUCAAGAAACAUUAGUAGAACUUGUUGGUUUUGCCAGGAGAGUUUUUCCAAAAUCUUACAAAUCCGCAAAUAUCAAGCUGCCUACAGCAAUGCCCUCUAGUGUAAGAGCGUCAACAGACUCUCUUCCAAGCAUGUUAGAACCUAAAAUUGGUAAAACAGAGCUUACCUUCGAUUUCCACAGACUGAAUGUUCUUUUAUUGCGUGGAAUUAUGAAGGAUGGCAUUUUGCAUGGCAAGAAAAUCUGUACAGCUACAAUGAGUGGAGCAAAGAUUCAAGCUACUGUCAGUUCCAAAGUUGAGAUAGAAGGUUCUCUUGGAGGACUUCAAGUGCUGGAUUUGACACCAGAAGGGCAAAUGCAUCAAAGAAUAGUAAGCGUAGGUAAGGAUUUACUUCAGGAAGAUCAAAUUCACCCCCUAUACGUAUCGUCUCAAGAUAAUGAUGUGGAGAGAGCAUUCAGUUUCAAAGUUGUGAGAAGUUUGGAUCCUAAAGAUGACAGAGAUGUUGCUGAUAUAAGAAUUAGAAUGGCAUCUUUAUGGUAUACUCAUUCCCCACAUUUUGUCUGUGAACUACAAUCUUGUGCUACAGAAUUCAAACAAUACAUGUCACAUCUGGCUAGGUCUAUCAAGAGUGCUGCAACAGAUAUGGCAUUGGGACUGGUUCAAGCAAGGGCAGAGGCUUUGGCACAGUCUCUGUAUAUGAACGCCAGGCUAUCAUCCUCUAUUUAUGGGAGUGCUUUCUCCUUGUCAGAAUGCUCGUCUCCAAGAAAAAGGAGAAGGAGCAGCUCUGUUGGAGCAUCUGGAUUUUCUUCAGCUAGAGAUACAAUACCUCAGACUCCGUAUAGUCCCGAAGAUUCUGAUGACUUUGUCAUAGAUAUCAAAUUGGAUAUUAUUCUAGAUAGUCCAGUUGUUGUCCUUCCUAGAGGACCAAAUACUUCUGAAGUGUUUAUAGCUCAUCUUGGUAGAAUAAAUGUUUCUAAUAAAGAUGUGAAGGAGAAUUCCACUAAUGGCCUACAUGAGAAUUAUUCGGAAUCGAGAACAGAGUUUUAUGAAAUCGAGAUAAGAGACAUGAACCUGUUCUCACUUGACACUUCCUCUAGAAGAGUUAAGGAAUCAAGAAAAGAUCAGACUUCAAUGGUUAGACCAGAAGUGCUUUACUCGUGUAAUACAUUAGCCAAACCAAUCCUGCAUGACACUUUGGUCAAAUUGAAUAUAGAAAGAGAAGUUACCAGGGGAAAUUUAGAUUAUAGCAACGAGAGUCUUUUACCACUUGAAGAUGACGAAAUGAGCGGCGAAUCUGUAAAGAGUAAUAUACAGAUUACCGGUUCUGUAGUAACUGCAUUAAAAGUUUCAUUAACAAGGUUGCAAUACGAGCAAGUUUUGGACACUGUGCAGUGGUUGACCUCGAACCCGAAGAUCUCUGAAUCCGUUAUGAGAUCUUUGAAACCUCAGUCGGCACUUGGGGACAUAACUGAGGAAGACACAGGUGUCACAACUCUCAAUAUGGAUCCCCACGUUAGGGCUAAGCUGUUUCCAACCAUGACAAAUGUGUCCAAAACCAAGAGUAUCGCUUCAAGAAUGGCAAAUAUCAAAGUUUCCUUUGAACUUCCAAUUUUUACUAUUGAACUUAGAGGGAAUAUUCCAUCUACGGAGCAGGGUUUGAUCGAUGUUUCCUUCAGAGAUUUCGUAUUUAGCUAUGAGAAAUCUCACAAAUAUGAAACUAACAUUCAAGUUUCGCUGAGAUCCAUUUAUAUGGAAGAUCUUUUACAACCAGAAGGUUCUAGACAACGUGCUAUGAUGAUUUCAUCAUCUGGCGGAGAUCUCCCACCUAAUGCUUCCUGCAUGUCGAGAUCAUGCCCUGACAUAACUUACAACCAGUAUUAUCCUGUCCCUGUACACGGAUCUCUUCCUGAUCAUUUAGAGACUUCAACCAUAUUUGGAGUGACCAAUAACAAGCAUAAUAACUUCAUACCUCAGAGAAUUGAGGAGAUGUAUCCAUGCACUCCACCUCCUUCUCCAACCCUGAGGAGGAAAUCCAGAAUAGAGAAAAAUUUGGUGUUGAUAUCGGUCCUUCUUGUGGAUAAAAACGCUCCAAAUUUCAAUUCACAGUAUAAUUCGUUGAAUAUGAAUGCCUCAGUUGAUUUCAACUGUUUGGAUUUGGUCAUCAGUGUGGAGUCGUGGGUCGUACUGAUAGACUUUUUCAGUGCCUCACCCACAAGCCCUACAAAUGGUUUGGACAAAGUAAAUCAUGUGAAUGAUAACGUUCUUCCAGAAAUCGUUACCGAAAAUGUGGGUACAAAUAUAACAAUAAGAUCCUUAACGAUGGUACUUGUUAAAUCCGGAUCCGACAUCGCUAAAGCCAACAUAUCCAAGGUUGAGAUCGGUAUCAAAACGAGUGGUAUGCAAAAAGAAGUUGAGGGUUCGUUGGGUUCUAUAUCUUUAAUCGACCUCACAUCACAUGGCCAUUUGUAUAGAGAACGAUUUUCCACGUCAGGUUCCAAAGCUUUGAAGUUCAAAUAUAUAAGGAAUCCAACAACUGGUCACAAAAAUUACGAUGCUCAUCUAGACAUUGGGAUGUCGUCUGUGAUGUAUGUUCACACCAAAAGGUUUGUUGCAGAACUACAAGCUUUCUUCAAUCAUUUCACACAGUUGCAACGAGUCAUGGAGAGUAUCAGAGCUGCAACCAGUGGUCAAAAGCUUCGUAACGAACCCCUGAAACUAUCACUCAGUAUUUACGCGGGUUCUCCUAUAAUAUUGGUCCCUGUAAGUUCUAAAAGUUCAGAUUUACUAGUUAUAAAUUUGGGGCAGUUGUUGGUCAAAAAUCGCUUCAAAACGCACAGUGAUCAAAAUACAGGCAGUGUGGGAACUAAAAGUACAAAUAAAAAAACUAUUUUGGAUGUCAUGUCUUUAGAACUUCAAAAUAUGGAUUUGUACAUGGGUCGAAAGGAGAGUGGUUCGAAAGCUGCAGUCCCUGAUAGUUUUCAGUUGGGCAGUGUUCGUGUUUUGAGGAAUGGUCCUUCUCUUUUAACCAAAAAGUUUCAGGUUAAAUUUAAGGUUGAGAGGAACCUGAUGAAUUUCCAUCCGGAGUAUAGAAUCGUACCUGACAUGAGUAUUUAUGGGCAACUAUCAACUCUAGAUGCUACAAUAGAUUCAUCUCAGUAUCGUCUGUUGAAAGGGAUGUUCACAUUCAAUUUGGGAGAAGAUACUGAGAAAAUUUUACCGUCUGUGAAUUCACCUAUAUCUAGCAGUACUCCUUCGGUGUCUGAUUCAUGGACUCUUUCAUCUCUUAAACUCGAUCUUCAAAAUGUCACCCUUCGUCUCCGAGAACACUCGGGGUCUCCACCGUUCACAUGUAUAAACUUCAUCAAGUCUCGACUCACUGUCGAGACUUUCAGCAAUCUAAGCCAAGAUAUAGACUUGGUCUCUCAGGAAAUCCUGGUUAUGGACACUAGGUUUGAUCAUUCACCUGGCGGUCACCCAUCUAACGUCUUCACAAACAUUCUGCAACCUGUUAAGAAGUUGAACCAGGUUGACAUAGUUCAGGCGGAAAUACACAGUAGGAAGAGGCAGGAUCAUUCUAAAUUCACGGUUUUGUUGAACAACAUGAGGUUGAUGGCCGUGUUCGAUUGGUGGGAAACAUUACAAAAGUUCAUAUUUCAAAAUAUCGAUAACAUAGACUACAGUCCAGAACAUCAGAAGAUGCCUGUUACCAAUUGGAAACCCGAACCAGGCACUUUUGAGGUUAAAUUGAAUAUUACGGAUUCUGAAUUGGUGGUGGUUGAAAAUACUGCUCAGUGGGAUACUAAUGCUGUAAUAUUGAAGAGCACAACUGUUAUAACUUAUAAACCCAAAAACAUCCAAAAACCACUAUCUUGCAACUUGAACCACUGUGAAAUGUUCUCGUGUAUUUUGGGUAUGGAAGAUGAAACGGCAUUAUCUAUCAUUGAUCCUAUAACUCUGAACAUAGACAUCAACGGUGAUAACAAACUAGAAGCACAAUUACAGUACUUAACCGUGAGACUCUCUUAUCAUGACAUGAAAAUGUUUCUUCAGAUAUUAAAUUCUCUUCCAAAGCAAUUGCUAUCAGGUCAUGAACCACAAGGAAGUUUGAACUACUCAGCAGAGAACGUCAAUAAAUUAGUGACAUUAGGGUUCAGUACUGAAGAUUGUAUAACAGCCUUGGAAAAAAGUGAGAAUAAAUUGGAUGAAGCUGCUAUUUGGUUAACAAAGUAUGCUACACCGAGAAAUAACACUGAGAAUUUUGGAGAAAUGAAGAUUGUUGUAGAUUGUAUUGAGGUCAAAGCAAAUUGUUUAUCAAUAUGUAUUAUUGACGACUGUGGUGAUUCGGACGUACCGUUGUUAGAGUUUUCUCUAAAAGAUCUAUACUUGACUCAAAACCUUUCAGAAACAGAGAAUAACGAAUUGCUUUAUAGAAAAGGCUCCCUUUGUUGUACUUUAGCAAGUGACUAUUACAACAGGGUACUUUCUGGUUGGGAACCAGUCAUUGAGCCAUGGAACUGUAAUAUUACCUGGCAUAAAACAUUAUCUGCUGCCUUGGUGAAGAACAGGCUGAACAUUGAAGUUCGUUCGAAGGAAAUUUUGAACGUUGAUAUAACCUCGACACUCUUAGAUCUUUAUCAAAAAGUCAAAGACAACUGGACAAGGGAUUAUUACAGUGUGAAAGAUAAGAAUGGGGAGAACAGGGAAAAUGAUUGCAAGCAAAUCUGUCAUUCUCCAACUUUCAAACGUAGAUCUCCCUUUGUACCUUUCGCGCUAAAAAAUGAUACAGGAUCUACGCUAUAUUUUUCUACUGUAAUUUCUGAAGUUGACGAUCUUGAAGCAACCCAAUCUGGACAUCGAGAUGAUUCUGUGAUCAUCGUAGCACCAGGUGACACUGUCCCAUUCUCCUUCAGUGGAAGAGAUAAAAUAAGGCAUCAGGAUUCCCACAAGAGAAAAAUGCACCAACUGAUAGUAAAAGUAGAAGGAUGGCAGCAAGCCCUGCCUCCUGUUUCAGUUGAUAAAGUAGGAGUUUAUUUCAGACAUGCCUUGGUGGAAAUCAAAACUAGAUCAAAUAUUCAGGCAGAUAUACCACCUGCAAGGAUAAUUUUCGAUAUUACCCUAGAAGGUUCUGCCAGGAAACUGAUCACAGUGAGAUCUGCUAUACUGGUGAGGAAUAAAUUGCCAGAAACUAUUGAAUUGAAAUUUGAGAGUCAGUAUUUGGGUUCUGGUUGGGUCCCAAGCAAGUCUCUAAACAUCGAAUCAGGUAUGACCUUGGCAAUUCCGCUGCAAUAUGCUCAUUCAGAUAUAGAUGUGAGACCUGUGGGCAAUUCUAACAAAUUUUCAUAUAGUACACCUUCGAUUUCCUGGAAGCAACCGAAUUCUGAGUUGGUGUACGAUUUGUUGACAUGCACCUCUAAAAAAGGAUCAAAUUACAGAUUUUGCUCUGAUAUAGUUAAAGAGAAGUUUGUAAUUGAAGGAAACUACAAAAGUGACCAACCAGCUCAUCGUAUUACUCUGUUGCCCACUGUAAAAAUUGUUAAUCUGCUUCCGAUUGAUCUUCUUUAUAGGAUUAAAGGCGAACAUGGGCGUAUAACUUCAGGUUCUUCUAGUGCUUUGACAAGUGUUGAUCCCGAUGAGGUGAUAGAAAUGAAUCUACUGGUGGAAAAUUUCGUCUCCUGUUCCUCUGUGAUAAUACCAGCUGCUUGUGCUACAGAUUUUGCAUGUCGCAUAAGGCUCGAAGAUAAUUUGGAAAGAAAACUUUUCUUGCAGGCUGUGAUUUCUUGCAAUAAAGGAGCAAAAAUUAAGAUCAGUAUUUCUGCGCCAUAUUGGAUCAUGAAUAAGACCGGUUUGCCUUUAGUUUUCCGACAAGCAGGUACCGGAAGUCUGGCUGCUGGUCAAUUCGAAGAACAUGAAUUCGCUAGAAUGUUGCUUCCUUUGCUAUUCAGUUUUUCAGAUCAUGAUGCUAGUCCUACAAUAAGUGCUCGGGUUGGAAACCACGUGGUUAGGGAUGGAACUCCACAGUGGUGUUCAAAUUUCCACGUCCAAAAAGGAAUACAAGUUCGUAAACUUCAUGUGACGAUGACUGAUGGUAGAUCUGACACAGUUUUUGUAGUCGGUAUAGAAAUAAGACCUGGAAAAGGUAGAUAUAGGUCUACAAACAUAGUUACCAUUUCGCCAAGAUAUCAAGUACAUAACAGAAGUUCAUACCAACUGGUGUUCUGUCAGAGUUACUUCACUCUCACAUUGAGCGAUCCAAACCAACAAAAGACCUCUUUGAGACUGAUGCCAAACUCCCAUAUGCCCUUUCAUUGGCCAAGGCUAGAUCAAGAUCAAUAUCUAUGUGUUUCUAUCAAGGACAUACCUGAUUGUUGUUGGUCAGGUGGAUUGAAGAUUGACGCAAAUAGUUCUACUCAUGUUAACAUAAGGGAUACAAAUGGCCGUGUUUACUUCCUUCGACUGGAAAUAGUUCUUCAAGGUGCCACAUUCUUCAUUGUAUUUACCGAUGCAGACACAAUGCCACCUCCUAUUAGAGUGGACAACUUUUCCGAGGUAUCCUUAACUUUUGCUCAGUCUUCCUGUAAAGAGGUACAUCACAGCACAGCUAGAGCUCAUUCUAGUAUACCUUAUGCUUGGGACCAACCCACUCAACCACCUCUCUUGAAUGUUGUGGCUCCUGGAGGUGUUACAAAGACUUAUGACAUGAGUGCGUUAGGCCCAUGUGCUGGUCUCACUUAUGAGAACUUUAUUUACAUCGCAUUUGUUGGAACUUUCAAAAGUGAUAUAUUGAAUCCUUUGGACGUCGAAAACCAGGAGCUUGUUCUCGAUGUAACCAAUGGGAAUCAAGUGGUUCUUGCUCGUAAAAGACACGGUUUACGGUCGCAGUUAUGGAGAAUGACAUCUACAGGACAUAUACAACAUGAGGGAAGUAGCCCACCUUACCAUCCUAAUCAGUCUAGAAGUGAUCAUGUUUUAGUUCUGGAUAUUGAAGGUAACGCGCCACAACCAAACUGCUUUUCAAGACUUAUGCUCAGAAGAAUGGAUCCUAGGAGAGUGUCAACUCAACUGUGGAGGUUCACAGAUGACGGUCUUCUAUGCUGCGCUCAUUACAAUAUGUGUGUACAAGCCCAAGACGGAUUUUACGGACUAAGACCAGGGAAUACAGUCGUACUAGGUUUACCCUCGACAAAUUCCAGAAAAAUGACUGACAAAGGUGUUCCUAUCGAGCAAGCUGUUGGUAGGCAGAGACUCAGACCGGGUUCUGGUUUUCUCUCAGUAGAGAUAAUAAUGGAUGGUCCCACAAGAGUGUUAGUUAUAAAAGAUAUGAAAGAGAAGAACUUUUACGCCACUUCCGACGAUAGAGAAUGGGGCAGCAUUGCUUUGCAACAGAGACCGCAUUUGGAUGUCAAUCGCGAAGAGGAUACAGAUAAAAGGGAAUUCCAAUUCACGAUGCAUCUUCAAGGUCUCGGUGUCAGCGUGGUGUGCUGCAAAACGCCCGAAGAAUUACUUUAUGGUGUCUUUUCGAACAUAGUGGCCGAGACUGUUGUGACGCCCAAAUCGAAGACGUUUUGUGUGAGCGUCGGUAAUGUUCAAGUAGACAACCAGUUAUUCGAAACAACAACUCCUGUUGUUCUAUAUGUGACACCACCGAAUAUAAGAAACAGUGAUGAGGGUGAACAAGAUUUGCCUGCCAUAAUGUUUCAAGCAGAAAUGCAGACGAAAGUUAAUGAGAAUGCGGUGAUAUUCAAGUAUUUGAUUCUGCGCUUGAAGAACAUAUCAGUUAUUCUGGAAGAAUUGCUACUGUUGAAAUUCUGCUCUUUCGCUGGUUUUCACUCUCAAGAAGAAGAACUGAUAAAUAAAGAUGAAAACGAUUUCGAAACUCAAAGGCUGCUUACCAAAGUAUCAACUUCACAUUCCAAAAGGUAUUAUUUUGGAGUUUUACAAUUGGUUCCUAACGAAAUAAGACUAAGUGUUAAGACUGCUAGUAAACUGAGCACCCAUCUGCAGAGGAUCAAGAAAAAGCUCGGUUUAACACUAAUAAAAUUCGAAGAUGCAGCUAUCGACCUACAGGCCUUCGACAGGAAACAUCCCUUCGAGACUUGGCAGUUUCUUCUCGAUUCAAUUGUAAAGCACUUCAGAGAUGAGUUGAUGUGGCAGGCUGGAAUCAUAUUGGGGUCGGUAGAUUUUCUCGGCAACCCCUUGGGAUUCGUGAAUGACGUCUCUGAGGGCCUGUCGGGUUUCUUCCUAGAGGGCAACGUGUCCGCCCUAGUCAAAAAUGUCACCCACGGCAUCUCUAACUCGGCGGCAAAAGUUACGGAAUCUCUUUCUGACGGUUUGGGUAAGGUGGCCAUGGACGAUCGUCACGAGGAGACCAGGCAGAGGUACAAGAGGGUGGAGACAGGCCGGAGUAAAGAUCAUCUAAUUGCGGGUUUUAAGGGGUUGGGCUUUGGGUUGUUAGGUGGAGCCACCAGUAUCUUCAAACAGGUGUACGAGGGUGUGGCGAAUGACGGUAUACAGGGGGCUUUUUCUGGUAUGGGUAAGGGAUUAGUGGGCGCUUUCACUAAACCCGUAGUGGGCGUAUUGGAUUUUGCUUCAGAAACAGCGAGAGCUGUAAGGGAUUCUAGCAGCAGUAAAAUUAUAUUCGAAAGGCAUAGACUUCCUAGGUGUGUUCAUGGAUAUGGUGGACUACUACCAAGGUACAGUUUGAAGCAGAGUCAGGGACAGCAGUAUCUUUACAUGGUUAAUGACAAAAAUUACAACGAACAGCUAAUUGCUUUCGAGGUACUUGGAAGUGCUUCAGAAGAUUUACAGUGCAUAGUUUCCAACGAAAGAAUAAGGAUUGUAGCAAACAAUUCGGAUCUUACUCCAAUAAUAGAUUGUCACCUUAUAAAUUUGAUAAGCUGUAAGGUGUAUGAAGAAAAGGAACACUCUGAAAAUAGAUACUAUAUUGAGAUCGUUCAACAUGUAGCAGGAACUAGUAGUUCAAUAUUAGUGAAUCCCGAUCCUGUUAAGAAACCCCGAGUGAGAUGUUGUAGUGUGGAAUUGGCAAGGACGGUUGCACAACAAAUAAAUUAUGCUAAGAGGCUUUACACAGAAUACCUCUAUACCUUAAAUACAGAUAAUACAGCAGCAGAAGACUGAUUUAACCCAUAUUAUUUAUUUCAGAAUAACACAGUAAUUCUUCAGUAUUCGAAUUAAACGCAAUCCUUGCCAAAGUGCUGUGUGUCAUGUAUGAGGCAGAUACUUCACGUUUAGUAAUUUAGAUUAUUUCAAUAAAUAAAAAAAUGUGAUAUACUCUAGCACUUCUCAAAUAUAUUUGAAUAUCGAAAUGUUAUGGUAUGGUUGUAAUCAAAAAUUUUUUCUUUCUUUUCUUUAUAAUUUUGCAAUAUGAAAAUUGCAAUUGCAUUGCUUUUUCCCGGUUGUUUUUUUUUAGGGAUAGUGCUUGCAAGCUUUUUGAGGACAUGUGCAAAUAUUCCAGUAUACAGUAAUCUAUGGAGUGUUGUUAUGGUUAUUUUUAUAAAGGAUUUGUAUAUAAUGUAUAUAAGUUAUCACUAUUUUGUACCAAAAAUGAUUUUGAUAUCAUUAAAUUCCUUAAAGAGAG